Racocetra persica is the source of this 914-nucleotide messenger RNA. Lineage: Eukaryota; Fungi; Glomeromycota; Glomeromycetes; Diversisporales; Gigasporaceae. The record is from the annotation of a GenBank genome assembly.
AAAACUUACCAUCAAAACUAUAUGAUGAAAUAUGCACUAUCACCUCUAAUAACUAUAUGGAAAAUGACAAUAUGGGAAUAGAAUUUUCAUGUUUAUUGGAAUUAGAUGCUAUAGACAAUCCCCAUAAACUUUCUAAAAAAAUAGCCGAACUUGUUCCUGGAAGUCAUUCAUUCUGGUAUUAUUGUUCCCAAUGUCAAACACUUAACAAAAGACCUCGAAAACAUAAGGAUUUAGAGCAACAAAGAGAUCGUGAUAGUAUGGAACGAUUUGCAUGUGAAGGCACACUUUAUAUUUCUAUUAAUCUGAAUAGCAACUUUGCAAAAAUUCGACUUAAACAUAAUUUUUUGCAUAAACGACCAGAGCGAUUUGAAGUUGAUAAUGUAGUUCAGGAACAUAUUAAGAAAAAUAUAUAUUUAACACUAAGUGAUAUUUAUAAACAGCUAGAGUCAAAUUAUCCUGAUCUUAUGCAAAAGCAAGUACAUGCAUGGUGGAAUAAGUUUAUCAAGGAAAAAUAUGUUUGUGAUAAUAAUAAUCAGCUAAAUUCUAUGAAAGUUCUUCUUGAAGAAUAUAAUUAUUCAAUUGUGCUAGAAAAUAUUACGGAGGGUAUUAAAUAUCUUGGAUUCAUAACUCCAUUUUUUAAUCUAUUAUUAAAAAACAAAGAAAUCGUAGUUGAUGCAACAUUUAAUAUUGAAAGCAUUGAGGAGUUAGAAAAUUAUAAAAAUAGUGACGAUGACGACUCAGAUGAUUUAUAUGAAAAUUAUGAGCUAUAUCUUACUAAAGCACUUGAAAUUGUACGAGAGCAAAAAGCAAAGCAAAAUUAUAAAUGGGCAAAAUCUGUAAAAAGCAGUUUUGCAGGAUUACAAAAAAUAGUAACAGAUAUUGAAACAUAUAAGAGAAGAACAACAAAUCCUUGA